UCCAUCAAAUCAAAGUGGCAGUGGCAUCAGUCAUCGCAUGUCAAAUAUUCUGAUUAUCAAUGAGAAGGGAAAUGUGUGAAAGAAAACAUUGUGUUUAAAACUCACCCUAAACUCGAAGUUUGUUUACAAUUUUAUUUUUACUUUAGUCACAUGAGUUGACUGCAUUUAGAUUAUACAUUAAAAUAUUAAAGAGUUCUUGCUAUAAGAACUAUUAAAAUGAGUCUUGAAGAAGCUCAAGAUUCCAAAAAAGCGCUUAUCUACCUGCCGUACAGUGAAUACUGUACCGAUCACCAAGGAUUAUUCCUACACGAAGAUGAGAAACUUGUGAAGCCCGGAGACAAGUUUAAAUCGCACGAUGACUUCGUACAGUACCUGAAUGAGAAUGCAAAGCGUUGGUGCUUCUACUACAGCUGUUCAGAUUCAAGGAACCCUAACACGGGGAAUGAAACUUACACAUACAACUGUGUUUACUUGAGAACUAAGGAAAAGUAUAAGAAGAAAGGAUUGAGGAAGAGAAACAACAACAUGAAGACUGACUGUCCUUGCAAGAUAAAGCUAAGGCAUCUACCCAACGAGAGAGAGCUCACCGUAGUGUACGUGUGUAAUCACCAUGAUCAUGAGUUAUCUUUACAAGAGUUUUACAAGCUGCAACAUGGACGUCGAUUACCGCCUUAUGUUAAGGAAGAGAUUAAAGAUUUCCUCCAACUAAAAGUGGACCUCAUGAAAAUCAAAGCGUAUGUUGAAAUGGAAACUGGUUUCAACAUGAGUCGUCCGUUCUUCUAUACGCUAGAGAAGAAUAUGAAGCGCAGAGAUGGAGAGAGACACAUCAGUGAACAAAGAUUGAAGUUGCUACAACAGAAGAUUGCAGCUGUCGACGAAAUGUUUGGUGACAAUCUAGAUGAGAGUGGAGAUGCCCAGGCGCAACAUGAUAGUGCUGAUGAUGAAGUGAUAAGAACUAAGAAAAUUAUCAACAGAUCAGCCCUUAAAAAUAUAGCAAGGGCACUUCAGCCAACUAAACGUCGUAAGCUUGGUUCGAAAGUCUUUGAAGAAGAGAUUUCGGAAACACCGAAAAGGAUCAAAAUUAAUACAAAUCAAGCAAACAACAGUCAAAAUGAAACAUUACAGAGUGUAAAGCAUUUACAGGACUCUGUCAAUGUCAAGUGUGAGAUUGAGCCCAACCCGUGGAUUGCUGAUCAGUGUGUUCCUGUGUUGACUAACAGUUACUCAUUAAAAACUGAAAACGCGGCACAACCUGAAGGCGAAGAAUCAGUACACAUACAAACUGUGGAACAUUUAGACGAAGACUUGCAUAUACUGGUGCAAAAUGGAAUUGAAAACUUGGGGUACACAAUACAAUAUUGCGAUGAUACAACCCAAGAAAUCAUAAGUAAUGAGUAUGUUAAAGAAGAACAAGUGAAUCAUGUUGAAGAGAAUCAAAUUGAUAAUAUAGCGUACGAAACUGUUGUUACCGAUGGUAACGAAACGCAAGAAGUUGUUGAAGAGUACAUAGCUAUUGGUGAAAGUAUAGAAGAUGCUGAAGCAAUAGAAAAAGGAAUGGUACAAGAGCAACAAGUAGAUGAAAUUGAUCAAAGUGAAGUAUUGGAACAAGAUUAUGAUAAUACUCAAGAUAUUGAAGAGAGUCAAGUACAAUAUAUAACUGAGGAUGGAGAAGUAGCUGAUAGUAUUGUGCAAUAUGUUGGUGAAGUUGCUGAUGGAAGCUACGCGCAAGACGUAGCAGUACAAACGGCUGACAAGUCUGGCAGUGGGCACACGCUUCUUCCAGUCUUCGAUGUUUAUAUGAAAGAUGGCAAUGUUACUGGUUUUGUUGUCGGUGAUAACUUGAUUACAGGUUUGAAAGAUGGUGUGGAUAAAGAAAUACAAACUAAUGAGGACUUGUUGAAUAGCAAUAACGUACGAGAAGUAAAAACAGAUGAUUACAACGUCGAAAUAAUUCAAGAGGUGACUAAAUCCAAACACGGCGACACGUAUACCAAACAUGAAUACGUGCACAGAUACAAUAUAGACAAGUACAUGAUACAACCACAUUUCCCAAAAUACGUAGACACGCUAGCUAAAGAAACGGGAAUGGAUGUACUACAUAUGUUCGCAAAUAUAUACAAAGAGAAAGCCAUGUUCAAAAUUACCACCACUCAAAGAGGCAAGGAAGGAGAUACAAGAAUAUGGUACGUUAAAAGCGGAUCCCGAGCGAGAAGAAAUAGCUUAGAAGAGUCUAAUAAAGAAAAACUGGGGCGAAACCUUCAAAGCAUUUUCAUUCUAAAGGAAAAACUGAGAUAUAUGAAGCAAAAGAAUAGUGAAUUGAUAAUUAAAAAUAAACAGCUAGAAGAAGUCGCGCUAAAGCUUGUCGAGAUGACAUCGUAGUAAUAAUUAUGUUAAAUGUUACUAAAGAUUAAUAAAAACUAAAUACCUGUUA
Molecule: messenger RNA, 2431 nt
Organism: Spodoptera frugiperda (fall armyworm)
Lineage: Eukaryota; Metazoa; Arthropoda; Insecta; Lepidoptera; Noctuidae
Exons: 10
Coding region: 217-2379 (720 amino acids)
Source: RefSeq, a predicted model, not a curated record